UCUUGCCCCACACUGGGCAAGGGACAGCUCCAGUGAGGCUACAGUGAGGGGCAGCAGCAGGGGAGGAGACGCACAUGUGAUGGCAGACUCCCCCGCACCUCCAGCAUGGCAUCCACCAUAGGGGAGGCGAGGGGGAUUCCUGGACCUGAGAGGGGCCCUAGGAGCAUGUGCAGUGACAGUGGUUGGAUCCUUAGUCAGGCAGAGGGAGAAGAGGAGGGGUGGACUGCAGAAGAAGCUGCUCCAGCUACUGACUCAUGCACAGGAAGAAGAGCAGUAGCAGCUGCAGAAGAGGGAUGGCAGGGGGAAGCAGGCGUAACAAGGCAGCAGCAUCCUUCUGCUUGGCCGGGGCACUUUACCUGGCAACAAUCACCUUCUCUCAGCUGGCAGAUGGGAGGGAAGCCAGAGCAGACUGGACACAGGAGAAGUACUUCCACCAACCAAGUAUUUUAAAUGUUUCUGGUAUCCAGCAAGUUGCAGCACACACAGAUGUUUCUCAAAUGUGGCAAAAUGAUCUGCAUCCUAUACUGAUAGAGAGAUACCCAGGAUCACCAGGAAGUUAUAUUGUGCGUCAGCAUAUCAAGAGCCGUAUUCAAAGAUUGCAGGCUGGCUGGGUAGUCGAAGAAGAUACAUUUCAGGACUACACACCCUAUGGAUACCGAACUUUCUCAAAUAUCAUCAGCACCCUCAAUCCCUCUGCCAAGCGCCAUUUGGUACUUGCUUGCCACCAUGACUCAAAAUACUUCGCUCCACAGUGGGAUGGCAGAGUGUUUGUGGGAGCCACUGACUCAGCUGUGCCCUGCGCUAUGUUACUGGAGCUAGCACAUACCCUGGACAGCCAGCUCCAGUCAAUUAAGACCAGCUCAGCCUCCAGGCCAGAUCUUUCACUUCAAUUGAUUUUCUUUGAUGGUGAAGAAGCCUUUGUGCAGUGGUCUCCUAGCGAUUCCCUCUAUGGAUCUCGACACUUAGCGCAGAAAAUGGAAUCUACUCCCCAUCCACCUGGUGCAACAAAUACAAACCAACUACAGAGCAUUGAUCUGUUUGUGUUACUGGAUUUAAUUGGUGCUUCAAACCCAAUCUUUCCCAAUUAUUUUUCAAACACUGCCCGAUGGUUUAACAGACUUCAAGCAAUCGAACGAAAGCUACAUGGCUUGGGUUUACUGAAGAAUCACCCUUCUCAAAGGCAGUAUUUCCGGGGUAAUGCCGCUCCAAGGUUGAUUGAGGAUGACCAUAUUCCAUUUUUAAGAAGAGGGGUUCAAAUUCUUCACUUGAUCCCAUCCCCUUUUCCUAAGGUGUGGCACACUAUGGAGGACAAUGAACAAAACCUCCACAAACCCACCGUUGAUAACCUCAACAAAAUCCUACAAGUGUUUGUGCUGGAAUAUCUCAAUCUGUGAUAGCACGGUGGCUAUGAAGCACUGCUCUGUUUUAAAUACUGCUACCAGUCCCAAGCAUCAAGUUCUUAAUCAUUUCUCACCAGGAGAUAACUAUAAUGGAGAGCACUAAAGUAAAGCAUGAUGUGAUGACAACUCUUAUUAGUCAGAGGUCAGCUGUCUUUGGCUGCAUAGCCCAGUUAAGUCAGAUAAAAAUGCCUUUAAGCAGGAACCGUCAGCCUGUACAGAACCUGGUCCUCCACAUCUGACCUGAGGAGAGAGAAGGGAAACCUGAAUUUUUCCAUGUCUCUAUCAGUUUUUAGUCCAGACAUUAAAACUAAACAGAAUCCAGAUCCUGAAUGCAAGUACUUCCUAGUUUAGGGUUUAGCUGCCGUUUUUAUAGAGUGAAUAACUUUUAAAGUCCAAAGAUGGAAAUUCGGAGCUCAUUACCAACUAUAAGUGUUCAGAUUAUGCCUGUUUUGAGAAUGAUGUGGAGCUACUCUACCCUAGAAGGAGCUUCCAGAAUUCCUGGCAUGUCGAGUGAAGCACACCUUAAAAGAGCAUGUGCUUAAUCCCCGUGAAGCAGAGAAAGGAUCAUAAAUAUUGUCUUCUCCCUGUCCUGUCCUUUGUGAGGUGGUAGGUUUGCGCUCAAGGUGGGGGCAGGAACUACACCUAUGCCCUGCUCUUGCACAGGCAUGUAAGAGAAGAGUGGAUAUUGGCGGGGAAGGGGGGGAGGGAGAGCAGAGUUCCUGCACACACUGUGCAUCCAUGCAAGAGUCAACCACAGUUUGUCCCAAAAUAAAUAAGCCCUUGCAGAACCCACCAGGGAGUGGUGGUAUUGCAGAACAAAGCAAAAUCAGAACUGAUCACAUUUUAUUUGUGUGCAUUUUUUAAACUACAGGAUUUAAAAAAUAUUUUUAAAUACAAUGCAAGCUGUAGAGUAGUGGCGCUAAUGAAAUAAGCAUUAGAGUAGGUGUAAGGUUCCAAAGAAUGAGAAGCAAACAAAAACAUCCCAAGAGUGAUAACAAUUGUCAUGGCACUGGCCUGUAUUUUAGAUUAUACAAAUAAGCUUUUCUAAACCUAAGAUCAAUAUUUCCGUAACUUCAAAUUCCAACAGAAACUUUAAAGGCACUGAACAUUCCCUUGCAGCGUUUGCAACACAAAGUUGCAGCAUUGUGCUAUUAUGAGAACCUGAAAAUGAAAUUUUGAUCUUCUAUUUUCAUUGUCCAAGUUGAGAGAAAUGCAAAAGGUAAAAAGCACAUGAUGGAUUUUAAAGUAUUUUCAAUUUUAAUAAUCUAAGUCACUGUUUGUAACAAAGGCAAGAAUUUUUUCUUUUUAAAUGAGAUUUUUAAAUGUUACAUCCUCCUAUUAAGAUGCAAUAAUCUGGAUGCAUUCUCUAAAACAGAGCACAAUAAACUUAAAUACAUGUUUAUCUAAUUUUAAAGUAAAUGUACAAUAAAAGUUGUCACAUUAAAUUAAAAUUAUUUUGAGUCAUUACUAGUAUGUGUGUGUUUUACAGAUUAUGAGAAUUUUAAGUUAUAAUCAUUUGAGGUUUGAACAUUAAUGAGGUUACGCUAAUGUCCAAGCAAUAUAAAAGAAACCUAUACAAUGUCACUAGGCAGAGAAAAAGUAUUAACAAAAGGGAAAGGUACAGAAACUGCCAUAAAUUUAAAGGCUUCUAAGUUAUUAAUUUUUUAAAAGUGGUUUGUUUGCUGUGGUUUCAUGCUCUGUAAGGCCUCUGAAAAUAAAAUUUAUUGGCAUUUUUAACAUGUAUGACGUGUGGAGUUAGAUGCUGUUACUAAGAAACUGCCUGAAAUUAUAAAUUC
Messenger RNA from Chelonoidis abingdonii (Abingdon island giant tortoise), 3196 nucleotides. Lineage: Eukaryota; Metazoa; Chordata; Testudines; Testudinidae. The record is from RefSeq and is a predicted model, not a curated record.